Molecule: messenger RNA, 1555 nt
Organism: Lates calcarifer (barramundi perch)
Lineage: Eukaryota; Metazoa; Chordata; Actinopteri; Centropomidae
Gene: drd4b
Product: dopamine receptor D4b
Exons: 4
Coding region: 398-1555 (385 amino acids)
Biological process (GO): adenylate cyclase-activating adrenergic receptor signaling pathway; adenylate cyclase-inhibiting dopamine receptor signaling pathway
Cellular component (GO): plasma membrane
Molecular function (GO): G protein-coupled receptor activity; dopamine neurotransmitter receptor activity, coupled via Gi/Go
Source: RefSeq, a predicted model, not a curated record
UUCUGAUUCGUCCACUCUGCAAACUUAUUCCUUGAGGAGCACGCUGAGAAGACGGCAGGGAAACUGAUCCACAUAAUGCUGCAACAGUCAGGCAGUGUCAGUUCAGUUAAUGUGAAAGAGAAGUGUAUGGAGGGCUGGAUAAGGCGGAUAAACCGGGACCUGGUUACUGUGAGCUGCGCGGCUUUGCGUUUGGAGAGCGGAGCGCACGGGGCUCAGUUUGGACACUGAACGCCUCUCACGAGCGUCCUCACGGGGAAUACUCGCGCCUAGUUCACCUGUAACACACCUGCUCAUCUCAGAGCUGCUGGAUACGGCUCAUAGAUGAAAAAUACUCCGGACAGAGUCGUUCUCCGUCGGAGCCCGUCAGUCUGCGGCGCGGGGCGCAACACCGGCGACCAUGUCGGACAACUCCACUGACUACAACAACGACACGCUGCCGGCGGCUGCGGUCACACAUUAUAAUUUCCCAGCGCUGGUAUUCGGGAUUUUGUUGAUUGUGAUCGUCACCGGGGGAAACGUGCUUGUGUGCCUUAGCGUGUACUUGGAGAAGGCUUUAAAAACGACAACAAACUACUUCAUAGUCAGUUUAGCGUUUGCAGACUUGCUUCUGGCGGUGCUGGUUCUGCCGCUCUUCGUUUACGCAGAGUUUCAGGGUGGAGUUUGGUCCUUGAACAUGCUGAUGUGUGAUGGCCUGAUGACCAUGGAUGUGAUGCUGUGCACUGCAUCCAUAUUCAACCUCUGUGCCAUCAGUGUGGACAGGUUUAUUGCUGUGUCCAUCCCCCUUAAUUACAACCGUAGGCAUGUGGACCAUCGUCAGCUCAUCCUGCUGUCAGCCACCUGGUUGCUGGCCCUGGCUGUGGCUUCACCUGUCAUGUUUGGCAUCAACAACGUGCCAAACCGCGACCCCAGUGAGUGCAAACUGGAGGACAACAACUAUGUAGUUUAUUCCUCUGUCUGCUCCUUCUUCAUCCCCUGCCCCAUCAUGGUACUGCUCUACUUUGGUGUUUUCCGCGGGCUGCAGCGCUGGGAGGAGGCUCGUAAAGCCAAACUACGCAGCAGCAUCGAGGCCUGCAGAAAGCUGCAGCACGCCGCCGUUGCCACCGCCCUCCCCCCGCUGACAGGCACCAUCCCCGGGGCUCUGCCCAUGCCUCUGCCCAGGAUCAUCGAGAGGGACUUGGCCCAGUCUCGGCUGGACGAUACAGACGACUACAUUCAGGAGAUUCCUUACCCGCGGCAAUACAGAGAGAACUCAGUGCCCACGGUGACGUUCAGUCAACAGCAGCUGAGGAAGAAGAGAGCCAAGAUCAACAGCAGGGAGAGGAAAGCUAUGAAGGUGCUACCUGUCGUAGUAGGUUGCUUCCUGUUCUGCUGGACACCGUUCUUUGUGGUCCACACAACACGAGCUCUGUGUUUAAAGUGCGACAUACCUCCCCAUCUGAUGAGCACUGUCACCUGGCUGGGCUACGUCAACAGUGCUCUCAACCCCAUCAUCUACACCAUCUUCAACACAGAGUUCAAGAAAUUCUUCAAGAAAUGUUUUCGCAGCUGCUGCUGA